Arachis ipaensis is the source of this 1086-nucleotide messenger RNA. RefSeq lists its product as uncharacterized. The record is from RefSeq and is a predicted model, not a curated record. Lineage: Eukaryota; Viridiplantae; Streptophyta; Magnoliopsida; Fabales; Fabaceae.
AUGAGGUACGACGGAACCCAAGACCCACAGGAACACCUUACGGCUUUCGAAGCCAGAAUGAACCUGGAAGGAGUGGGAGACGAGGUAAGGUGUCGUGCUUUCCCGGUCACCUUAGCGGGACCUGUAAUACGGUGGUUCAAUAACCUCCCGCAGGGCUCGGUGACCAGGUUCUCAGAAAUCAACCGCGCCUUCCUAGCCCAAUUCACAACCAGAAUCGCGAAGAUUGAUGGGCUGACUGACUCGGUUGCAAGCUUGUGCCUGACGAACGGACUCCUAAACGAGGACUUCAAAAAGCACCUCACCACGAAGCCGGUAUGGACAAUGCAGGAGAUCCAGUGUGUAGCGAGGGAGUACAUUAACGAUGAAGAAGUCAGCCAGGUCGUGGCUGCCAACAAACGGCAGCCCUCUUACAAUCAAACCCGGCAUCACGGGAGUGAAGAAAGACAAAAGGAACACGCCAGGGACGGCGGUUCAAAUAAGAUUCCCAGACCGUUUCCUCGUGUCGGGAAGUUCACUAAUUACACUCCCCUCACCGCGCCGAUUAUGAAAGUUUACCAACAAAUAGCCGAGAAGGGGAUCUUAUCAAAGCCUCGACCUCUGAAGGAACAAACAGGGAGGAACCGGAGCCUCUACUGCGAUUACGACAAGGGCUACAGACACAAGACGCAGGAUUGCUUUGAUCUGAAGGACGCGCUGGAACAAGCGAUCAGGGAUGGAAAGUUAGCCGAGUUCUCCCACCUCAUUAGGGAGCCGAGGAGACGAAACCGCGACCACGAAGGCGAAGACAAGACCCGGGCAGCAAAGCGACGCCAAGAGCCGGAGGACAACGACCAUGGCCUGACCAUAGUGAACGUGGUAACGGCGAGAAACGUGGCGCUCAAGUCCAAGUCGGCACAUAAAAAAGACGGCAAAAUCCUGGCGGUUUCCACACCCUCUGCGCGAAGCCCCAAGAAACUUCCAUCCAUCUCAUUCGGCCCGGAGGACCAAUGGUUUGACGAGGUCGCGGAAAGCCCUUCCAUGGUCAUUACGGCCAGAGUGGGAACCGGCCUCAUCAAGCGGAUCCUUGUCGAUAGGGGGCAGAUUUGA